Chenopodium quinoa (quinoa) is the source of this 1842-nucleotide messenger RNA. Its product is annotated as low-temperature-induced cysteine proteinase-like. NCBI's taxonomy places the organism in Eukaryota, Viridiplantae, Streptophyta, Magnoliopsida, Caryophyllales, Amaranthaceae. The record is from RefSeq and is a predicted model, not a curated record. The coding region runs from base 95 to 1486 and encodes 463 amino acids. Gene Ontology annotation, molecular function: cysteine-type endopeptidase activity. The transcript is spliced from 5 exons. Gene Ontology annotation, cellular component: lysosome.
CGCACUUUUCUUCCUUGCUACCAAAAAAAAAUCACCGCCCAUUUCCCCUCACAAUCUCUGUAUUCUCUAGGAAAGAAUCUCGUUUCUUUCAAAAAUGGCUCCCUCAUCCAUAACAAUCUUCUACUUAUUAGCCACCCUUUUCGUAAUCUCUUCAGCUAUAGAUAUGUCCAUAGUUUCACACAACAAAAAUAAGGCGCUGCUAGAGCAGGCUGCUCGGACUGAGGAGGAGGUCAUGGCUCUUUACGAGUCAUGGCUGGUUAAACAUGGUAAGAAUUACAACGAUCUUGGCGAAAAAGAGGAUCGUUUUGGUAUAUUUAAAGAUAAUCUUCGCUACAUAGAUGAUCAUAAUUCUCAAAACCUGAGUUUUAAGCUUGGGUUGACCAAGUUUGCUGACUUGACCAAUGAGGAGUACCGAUCUAGGUACUUGGGUACUCGGAGGAAAUCCAAUUCUGUAUCGGUAGGAUCCAAGAGCAAUAGGUAUGCUUACAAGGAAGGCGAUAGCCUCCCGGAGAGUGUUGAUUGGCGGGAGAAAGGGGCCGUAGUUGCUGUUAAAGAUCAAGGAAGCUGUGGGAGUUGUUGGGCAUUUUCAACCAUAGCGGCUGUAGAAGGUGUAAAUCAGAUAGUUACUGGAGACUUGAUCUCUCUAUCCGAGCAGGAGCUGGUAGAUUGUGAUACUUCGUACAAUGAGGGAUGCAAUGGUGGUCUAAUGGACUAUGCUUUCGAGUUCAUCAUUAAAAAUGGUGGCAUUGAUACUGAUGAUGACUACCCUUACAAGGCCCGUGAUGGCACUUGUGAUACAUACAGGAAAAACGCCAAGGUUGUUACGAUUGAUGACUAUGAGGAUGUUCCUAUUAACGACGAGAAGUCAUUGCAAAAGGCUGUUGCAAAUCAGCCAAUAAGUGUUGCUAUUGAAGGUGGUGGUAGAGACUUCCAAUUAUAUGCCUCGGGUGUGUUUAAUGGCAAGUGUGGAACAGCAUUGGACCAUGGUGUUGCAGUUGUUGGUUAUGGGACAGAGAAAGGAUUAGAUUAUUGGAUAGUAAGAAAUUCAUGGGGUGCUGGCUGGGGAGAGGAAGGGUACAUUAGAAUGGAGCGCAACACGAAAUAUACUGGCUUGUGUGGUAUUGCAAUGGAACCGUCUUACCCGAUCAAGGAAGGCAUGAACCCACCCAAUCCAGGCCCAUCCCCGCCAACGCCAGUCAAGCCUCCCAGUGUUUGUGAUAGCUAUUAUUCCUGUCCUGAAGGCAACACUUGCUGCUGCAUUUACGAAUAUGCUAAUUACUGCUUCUCAUGGGGCUGCUGUCCUCUCGAGGCAGCUUCGUGCUGUGAAGACCAUUACAGUUGCUGUCCCCAUGAUUACCCCAUUUGCAAUGUCUAUCAGGGCACCUGCUCGAUGAGCAAGGACAACCCCAUUGGCAUUCCAGCAUUGAAGCGUACUCCAGCAAAACCUCACUGGGCAUUCGGUAGCACAGGGAGGAGCAGUUCUUAAUUUCAUAUUUUCGCGCAGAGGCUGUGAAUUUUGAAAACCAUUAUGUGCUAUGCUCACUUCAAGCCCAUAGUGGUAUCGGAUUCAUAAAGCAGUUGUUGCUUUAAACCUUAUAAAUGAUGCAUAACUUAGACUUAUACAAGUAUUCCAGUGGUGAAACAUUGCUGCAGAUAUAUGCAAGAAUAUGAUCCUACGCUGUUAAUAACGCAGUAAUGUAAAUAGAUUGGAUAGUGGUCUAUCAAUAUUGGCAAGGAUCAAAUUAGAUUACUUGUAAUGGCUUAUUGUAUGUUAUUUAUUCUUGUAUAAUUAUCGUGAACAUUUAAAGUUGCAUUAAAGAAGCAAUUAUAAUGUUAGUUUUA